AUGAGGCUAUUAGUAGAGGAUGUGGCUUAUACCUCACAAGAUACUCUCCCCGUCAUAUUCAAGCAACUGGCCAACACCUCCUAUCCAGCUUUUGAACGAGCCAUGAGACAUCUAAAUGUGAAGUUUCUGUCGACGCGCCACAAAAAGACAUAUAUGCCAUCUGAAACAAUAGGCAACAAUGAGAACCGAUCUGCGAAACUGUUUGGACUUGGAAGAGAAGCGAAGUGGUCAGGAGCUCCAUUCGUUGUGACGGACAAGACGACAGCAUGGGAGUUUUAUAAUCAUGAAGCAUUUGAUAUCGAUAGAGAAAUGAUUAGAGACUGGAACAAUAGCUUGAAUACACUCCUUAUCUUUGUAAGUGCAUCACUGGAGUUUUGUGAACACGGCACUUCAAUGAUUAACUCAAUUCCUCGUCGACAGACCGCGUUGUAUUCAGCGGUGUUGACAGCAUUCAUUGUCGAGAGCAUGAAAUUGCUCGAAGAAGACCCUGCCGACGCAACACGCGAUAUACUCUUCACCAUCUCCAAACAGUUGGCGAACACGUCAUUCCCGGCUUUUGAGCAAGUCGCGUAUCAGGUUCCUCGAUAUGCAGUCGUAGUCAAUGGCCUGUUCUUUAUCAGUCUAUCUUGUGCAAUCAUUGCGUCACUGCUGGCUGUACUAGCCUUACAAUGGGUCGCUAAUUAUGAUAUGGGGCUCAACACAUCAUCAUCUCGUAAACGGGCACUCCAGAGACAUGCUCGACUACGAGGAAUCCAGAAAUGGAAGAUGUCUGAGCUCAUUGCCUCUCUUCCGCUCCUCAUCUUUGUCGCGCUAUUUUUAUUCUUUGUCGGAAUCGCAAACUGGCUUUGGCAUACGAACCUGGAAAUUUCAAGGAUCGUCAUUGGGGGCAUCGGGAUAGGAUCACUCUUAUACAUGGUCACGAAUGUGAUUAGUAUCAUAAACGUGGAUGCGCCAUUUAGGACGCCAGUAUCCAAAGAGUUGUUCAGGAUAUUGAGAUGGUACAUUGUAAUAAUCAAGAAUAUUGCUACCGAACUCAUUCCCAAACUCGUUUCUGAACGAGUUUCCAUCCUCAGAGGCGAGAGAAGACGGCGACCUCCUGUGAACAUAGCCGGACAGUCAUUCACCUUCACUAAGCACGAAGAAAUUGCACUUGACGGGCGGGAUGCCGUCACAUUAGAUGGACUUGGAUGGCUCGCCAACAACACUGAGAUAUCGCCAACUGCGACCAAUAUCUUUAUUGCCCUCCUCAAAGAAUUAGCCGAAGUACCAGCAAAAUCGUUGAUGAAACCAGAGUGGAUUGACGAUGGUCCCUGGGAAGCUGUCUUUGAAAUGUUAUGUGCUCCUUACAUUGGAAAGAAGGAGUACAGUACCGAUGAGGUAGAGAGGGCGAAAUGGAUUUGCAAAGGACUCGGAAUAAUCCCACAAGCAUUGCAGCAACGUACAUUUCAAAGAUUCCUUAAGGACUGGCGCGAAUCGGAUGAUCAUUCGAUAUCUAGCUUGGCUUAUUUUGCAUCCUAUCGGCAAUACCCAGAUAGGAGUUCAUACCGGCAGGAUCGUUCAACAAUGAUGGGCACGGCGCUCGGAUACACAAAAGAAGUAAUUCAUCAAAUAGGGGAUAACUACUUCCAUUUCAUGCUGCUGAACGCUGAAAAACAAUGGCCGUACCUGAAUAUAUAUCAACGCACUUCUCUCGUUCAUCAAAUAGCACACGCAUGGGAGAUUUCCUCUGUAAUGAUCCGGGAUGGGUCCUCUUCAGUAUCCAUUCCAGUGUAUUUGAUGGAAAUCGUUCAUGAUCUAUUAGGCGUCGGCGUGUCGGUCGAUGACGACGCAUCGAGGACUCACUAUCCUCCAGAAAACCCCCAUAUGCAAGUUAAGCAAUGGAAUGGCGCUCAUAAUCGACUCUUACGGGCAAUGCAACAGCAGCUAAUCUCUCAGAUCUCUCGUAGAUUCAAGUCCCUAUCGGAUAUCACGAAAGAACUUGAAAUAUUGUCAACAAUCGGGAGAUUAAAGCCACUAGGGGAUCGGGAGAAGGAUGACCUUAUCUGGAGCAUGAUUACAAAACAUACAGAAGACGAUGAAUUUCAUGAAUUCCAGAGGAUAUGUGAUAUACUCUGCAAGGGGUUGCGCUGUAGACACACUGUACCAGCUUGGGUUGGUCUAGUCCCAGCAUUGGAUGAUUUCCUGGAUCGGCUACACCCACACUCCUUCUAUUUCUAUUCGAAAGUUAUCCGAUUUAUUCACCAUUUUGUUGGGGUAUAUGUUGGUGUCUAUGACAGCUCCAAAUUUAAUGUCUUGAUGCAGGUUCGGGAUCCAUGCCUCGCGUGGAUUGUCUCAUGGCAGUGUCCAUCGGAUUUCCAGUUUCAAGCACUCAUUAACCCCAAUGUCAGAAGCUGGAAUGACACUAUUGUGCAUGAGAUCGUCGAUUUAUUGUACGCCCAUUCUGGAAGGCGGCACACUAUUGUUGAAUCGGAUUCCCGGGUCGCAUUUUGUCGCGCCAUUAUACUUGAGAGUUCAUCAAGUGCUCGUACCAAGGUUUUAGAAGGGUUGGCAAGAUAUGAAUGGAGGUCUAAUGAUACCAACGGUGCUAAGAAGGAAUCCUCAAAUUCGGAUGUCUUUUCCAUUCGUUCACUACUUAUACAAAUAGUCGGAUUCCAAUGGUUCUACGAAGAAUUCCACAGAGCUGAUGGAUUUAAUUGGCUAUUGUGUAUAGCGAAUGGUGGCAUGCGUCCAGAUAAUCGCCUCCUGAAGAACGAUAUAUUGACAGAAAUCCUAUCUGUUGGUGAAAGUUCUACACAGAUUCAGUACCAAUCAAAUCGCCAGGCAUUGGCCAGCCUAAAAAUCGCUCUUCUUUGGAUUUGGAAAGAUGCGGUCGUUCAGAUUUGUGGUGGACAUGUCGAAUGGAGAGUGGCACAGAUGGACGACAAGGCUGAAGAUAAUGAUCAUGGGAACGUCUUUGGGUGGUUUGAAACCAGGCCCUCUUCGGAACAAGAGUAG
Acaulospora colombiana is the source of this 2994-nucleotide messenger RNA. Lineage: Eukaryota; Fungi; Glomeromycota; Glomeromycetes; Diversisporales; Acaulosporaceae. The record is from the annotation of a GenBank genome assembly.